Molecule: messenger RNA, 1608 nt
Organism: Coffea eugenioides
Lineage: Eukaryota; Viridiplantae; Streptophyta; Magnoliopsida; Gentianales; Rubiaceae
Exons: 8
Coding region: 127-1467 (446 amino acids)
Biological process (GO): protein ubiquitination; positive regulation of protein catabolic process
Source: RefSeq, a predicted model, not a curated record
UAGAGUAAACAUAGUCUGAUUUUGAGACGAACUGUGAGAGGGCUUUUUCUUUUUCAACUCAAUAAGCAGCAGUGCAGCGGCGAAGAAGAGAUACAAAGGAGCUCGUUGUUUUCUGAGGCUGCAAUUAUGGGGGUAAAUCAAAGUAAAAGUGAUGUAUAUAAACAGGUUGAAGAUAUCAUCCGAGUUGAUGAUAAGCAUGGAUUCAUCUCUUUCUUUGCAAGCCAAUCAGAGAAAGAGAAGUCUGGGGAUUGUGACACCGCACUGCUGGAAGGAGCGACUGGAGAAAAAGAAGACCUAGUCCGAGUUGACGAUAACCUUGAACCUGCCUUCUAUGUUAACAGCCUUUUGGAGAAAGCGAAGUCUCGGGCAAGAAAAAAUGCUGUCAACUCAUCUAAUGUCGUGAGGUUGAUUUGUUUGCACGGAGCAAAGGAUUGUGCCUCUGUGUUGCUGGAAGAGAAAACUGGACUUAAAGUGGAUCUUAACAUGGCACUGGAAAGUGGAUUUUACCCAUUGCACCAUGCUGCUGAAUACUUAUCUUCUGGAGUUACAGAAAUCUUUCUGCGGCAUGGAGCUUUGACUUCUCUACCUUGCUCUGUUGAUUCAUCAAAGUACAAUGGAAUGCUCCCACUAAAUGUUGCACUUGAAGCAAUGUGCUCACAUGAGUACCUCAGUGAUUGGACUCCGCAGAAAUCGAUCUUCAAGCUGAUUUAUAUACUUUGCAUGCCACAGCUGCUUGAAGCAUUGAAAACCAUAGAACUGCUUGCUUUGAACACUGAAGAAUUGCCGGUAAUAGCUAGCUUGAAAGCUCAAGAAGGAAGAGUUGUGGAGCUGGCUGCUCUUUUAUUGGUUGCUGGGGACAAGUUGCUCACUCCAGUUACCGAAGACUGUGUAGAUAGUUCCAUUAUUGGCCAAUGCAUUCAUAAUGAAUUGCUUUUGCUAAUUGAUCAGGAAUUUAAGUUGAUGGUUACCGGUCGAAGUGAAGAGUUGAGCAAGUGCAGGCAAAUUAAGAAUGUGAUGCUUUCUGCAGCACUGAUGCUCACAGUCUUUUAUUCGGCUGGUCAAACCAUUAAUAGUUACCGCGAGCAUCUUGUUUUCUGGUCUGACUUACCAAAUUAUCUUUUGGCACGAAAUACUAUAUGUUUGAUUAAGGGAUUGGGAUUUGCUUUGAAGAGGGAAGAUCUUGAGUUGGAUGACAUUAAGUGUUUUAUGGCAAAACUUGACCCUCAAGAAUCAGUAAAACUUCGUACAUCUCUUGACCAAAUACUGCGAUCCAAUUCAAGUUCAUCUGAAUACUCUCAGAAUUCUGGAAAAUGGAAGCUGGUUGCAGACUCUUCAUCUACUAGCCAAGACUCUUUUCCUUUGUUACAGAAGUCAUUCCACACAUGUCACUUUCCCAGUGCAGCAUCUGGUUCUGCAAUGCGGAUUUUACGUGCUCUGACUAUCAAGAGAGGAUUUAAAUGUCCUUAGUACUUUGGCUUUUCUGAAAUUUGUAUCGCCAGCCAUUUGCUAGUGGUAGUAUUCUCUCGUUCUUUCCAUUUGGAUUGGACUGGCGUUCCAAUUGCUAACAAACUAUCCCUGUUUUAUGACAAUUAAACGAUUACAUCGCAA